CAACGGUCGAUUUUUAGAUAAGAUCUAUCAGAAUACUGUUUGUGUAAUUAUUAUCUGAGAUUCCAUCUGACUUCAUUGAAAAAUGUGGGGAUAAGGGUGCAUACUAUCUGAAGGUCGAGAUCGAAAUGAAAUCCAUCCAACGGUCAAUUUUUAGAUAAGAUCUAUCAGAAUACUGUUGAUGUAAUUAUUAUCUGAGAUUCCAUCUCACUUAUAUAUAUUGGAAUGCCAACAUCUACAACUUACCAUAAGUUAGCCAUAUCCUUCAAUAUUUAAUCACUUUGUAAACGAUGACUUCAAGAUCUGCAGGAUAUUCUACCAAUGAAGAUGUGCUAUUAUGCGGAGUUUAUCUAGAUAUUUCACAAGAUCCCAUUAUAGGUAAACAACAAUCUAGUCAACGUUUUUGGAGUCGGGUGGCAGAAGCAUAUGAAAUUGCAAAGAAUGAGUGUUGGGAGUUCUGCAACCCACGAUCUUUGCAAUGUCGAUUGCAAGUUAUUGAGAAGGCUAUAAGAAAAUUGAAUGGUUGUUAUCGACAAGUUGAAAACUUACAUCCUAGUGGUGCUUCAGAGCAAGAUCUGCUCAAUCAAGCGAAAACUUUACUAAUGCAAGAUCCAAGCUACAAAAAAGGAUUCAAAUUUGACCAUGUUUGGAGCAUGAUGAAGGAUGCUGAGAAGUUUAAAGAUUGUAGCUCUAAAAAAAAAUAGUUCAAAAUCAAAGCUCCUCUUAUGUGUCCUCAGAGUCGGACAAUCCUACUCCUGACUCGCCUAUGGUACCAUCUUCAAACUUAUCAUCUUUUUCAAUCCAUUUAAAUGAGGAUAUUGCAGGAGAUUAUACAUCAUCGGAUCGACCUCUUGGUGUCAAAAAAGCAAAAUUGAAGAAAAAACUUGACGAAUCUUUUUCAUCCGCUCUGAAAUGCUUACAUGCUGAUAA
Manihot esculenta (cassava) is the source of this 927-nucleotide messenger RNA. RefSeq names its product glutathione S-transferase T3-like. NCBI's taxonomy places the organism in Eukaryota, Viridiplantae, Streptophyta, Magnoliopsida, Malpighiales, Euphorbiaceae. The coding region runs from base 288 to 701 and encodes 137 amino acids. The record is from RefSeq and is a predicted model, not a curated record. The transcript is spliced from 2 exons.